Molecule: messenger RNA, 2545 nt
Organism: Syzygium oleosum
Lineage: Eukaryota; Viridiplantae; Streptophyta; Magnoliopsida; Myrtales; Myrtaceae
Product: NADPH--cytochrome P450 reductase 1-like
Exons: 18
Coding region: 142-2283 (713 amino acids)
Cellular component (GO): cytosol
Molecular function (GO): NADPH-hemoprotein reductase activity; FMN binding; flavin adenine dinucleotide binding
Source: RefSeq, a predicted model, not a curated record
UCGCUUCUCUCCAACCUCACCUACCCCCUCCACCGCCGUCGCCGCCGCCGCCGCCGGAGAAGGAGGAGGACGCUUCGGUCUCCGCCGCCUCCCUCGCCGCCGCUCCGGUUGCCCCCGCCGGUCCCGGCGACAGGCCGCUCCAUGGACUCCUCGCCGUCUUCCACCUCCGGCUCCCUCAGGGCGUCGCCGCUCGAUCUCAUGGCGGCGAUCAUCCGGGGCAAGGCGGACCCGUCCAACAGCUCCGCCGAGUCGGCCGCCAACGAGCUGGCCUCCAUCAUCCUCGAGAACCGCGAGUUCGUCAUGGUCCUGGCCACCUCCAUCGCGGUCCUGAUCGGCUGCGUCGUCGUGCUCGUGUGGCGCCGAUCGGGCGGGAGGAAGCCGCGGGCCUUCGAGCCACCCAAGCCGCCGGCGGUCGUGCAGGAGCCCGAGCCGGAGGUCGACGACGGCAAGAAGAGGGUCACCAUCUUCUUCGGCACCCAGACUGGUACCGCCGAAGGCUUUGCUAAGGCUAUGGCGGAGGAGGCGAAAGCGAGGUACGAGAAGGCGGCGUUCAAAGUCGUUGACUUGGAUGAUUACGCUGCUGAGGAUGAGGAAUACGAGGAGAAAUUGAAGAAAGAGGACGUGGCCUUUUUCUUCUUGGCAACAUAUGGAGACGGCGAGCCGACAGAUAAUGCUGCGAGAUUCUACAAAUGGUUUUGUGAGGGUAAAGAGAGAGGUCAGUGGCUACAGAACUUGCAGUAUGGAGUUUUUGGCCUUGGCAACAGACAGUAUGAACAUUUUAACAAGGUUGCAAAUAUAGUGGAUGACAUCCUUGUUGAGCAAGGUGCGAAGCGUUUAGUGCCAGUCGGUCUUGGAGAUGAUGACCAGUGCAUUGAAGAUGAUUUCACUGCAUGGCGUGAGUUGUUGUGGCCGGAGUUGGAUCAGUUGCUUCGGGAUGAGGAUGAUGCCACAACUGUGUCCACUCCCUAUACUGCUGCUGUACCAGAAUAUCGGGUUGUUUUCCACGAACCUGCAAAUGCUAAAGUAGACAGAAGCUUGAGUUUUGCAAAUGGCCAUGCCGUAGUUGAUGCGCAACACCCAUGCAGGGCUAAUGUGGCUAUAAAGAAGGAGCUUCACACUCCUGCAUCAGAUCGCUCUUGUACUCAUCUUGAGUUUGACAUUGCUGGCACGGGACUCACAUAUGAGACAGGAGAUCAUGUCGGUGUAUACUGUGAGAACCUGAUUGAAACUGUGGAGGAAGGAUUAAACCUAUUGGGUUUGUCGCCGGAUACGCAUUUCUCCAUCCAUACUGAUAAUGAGGAUGGAACACCGCUUGGUGGAAGCUCGCUACCACCACCAUUCCCACCCUGUACUUUAAUAUCAGCACUCACACGAUAUGCAGAUCUCUUGAGUUCUCCCAAAAAGUCUGCUUUGCUAGCUUUGGCAGCUCAUGCUUCUGAUCCUGCUGAUGCUGAUCGAUUGAGACACCUUGCUUCACCUGCUGGAAAGGAUGAGUACGCCCAAUGGAUAAUAGCAAGUCAGAGAAGUCUCCUUGAAGUCAUGGCUGGAUUCCCCUCUGCUAAGCCCCCACUCGGUGUCUUCUUUGCAGCAGUUGCCCCUAGGUUGCAACCCCGAUACUAUUCAAUCUCAUCAUCCCCAAGGAUGGCUCCCUCUAGGAUUCACGUUACUUGUGCACUAGUUUAUGAUAAGACUGCUACUGGAAGGAUUCACAAAGGAGUGUGUUCAACUUGGAUGAAGAAUGCUGUGCCUUUGAGCAAAAGCAAUGAAUGCAGUUGGGCACCCAUUUUUGUAAGGCAAUCAAACUUCAAGCUUCCAACAGAUGCUAAAGUGCCGAUUAUCAUGAUUGGCCCUGGCACUGGAUUGGCACCUUUCAGGGGCUUUCUGCAGGAAAGAUUUGCUCAGAAAGAAGAUGGAGCUGAAUUGGGACCUUCAAUAUUGUUCUUUGGAUGCAGAAAUCGUGGAAUGGAUUACAUUUAUGAAGAGGAACUGAACAACUUUGUUGAAUCUGGUGCACUUUCUGAGCUAGUUGUGGCCUUCUCACGUGACGGACCCACGAAAGAAUAUGUUCAACAUAAAAUGAUGGAGAAGGCAUCGGAUAUCUGGAACAUGCUUUCUCAGGGAGCUUAUAUUUAUGUUUGCGGUGAUGCCAAAGGCAUGGCCAGGGACGUCCACAGGACACUGCACACUAUUGCGCAAGAACAGGGAUCUCUCGAUAGUUCAAAAGCGGAGAGCAUGGUGAAGAAUCUGCAAAUGAGCGGGAGGUAUCUCCGCGACGUGUGGUAACGAACUAAAUCCCCGGGAUGACGUUACGUUUCAAGAAAGCUAAUGAGAUAGCCAGGCUUUUGCCGCGAAAGCCUCCCCUUGCCCGAACCCGCGAGGGCAACGACACGUUUUAUCGUGCCACGGGGGGAUUAUAUGAUUCUUUCUCUUCUCCUUCUUAUUCUGUGGGGGUAAUUUUUUGGUUCUUAUAAGUUAUACGCAAAAACAUUGUAAAAUAAGUUAUAUUUUUAGGUAAUGUGAACUCUAAAUUUUCCUCUUGUGUUGA